AUGCCCGUCGCGCAAGAACGAGAAACUGAUGUGGAGGCCACGCCGCUGGACCGCCAUGGCUACCUGUUUGGCACCCACAUUCAACACUCAUGGUCGCCAUACCUUCAUCAGAUAAUAUAUGAGGACCUUGGUCUGAAUUGGGCGCAGCUGCGGCUCGACUCGUCAGACUUGAGCCAAUUCCUUGGUCUUACGCAGAAUCCCAGCUUCUACGGCGCGUCUGUAACAAUGCCCAACAAGGUGGCCAUAUUACCACACUUGAACGAAAUGACAGAAGAGUGCCGUGACGUCGGCGCCUGCAACACAGUAUUCCUGCGCCAGGGCAAAAAUGGCCAGCGUCUCCUCUGCGGCACCAAUACCGACGUCAUUGGCAUCCGCGACUCCUUCUAUCAGAGCGUCGCAAGCCCCGAGUCCGUCUUCCACAACCGUCCCGCCCUCGUCAUCGGCGGCGGCGGCGCGGCGCGCAGCGCCAUCUACGCGCUGCGCAAGUGGAUGCAGGUGACGAUCAUCUACCUCGUCAACCGCGACGCGGCCGAGGUGCAGACCAUGGUGCGCGACUGCGCCGCCCGCGGCUACGGCGCCGGCCUGCGGCACGUGGCCACGCUGGAGGAGGCGCAGACGCUCGAGCUGCCGGGGGCCAUUGUCGCGUGCAUUCCCGACUUUGAGCCGCGGACGGCAGAGGAGCGCCAGGCCCGCCAAGUCACGGACGCGCUGCUAACUCGGCCCGGGGGCCGAAGGGGUGCCGUGCUGGACAUGUGCUACAACCCUACGCCGUUUACGCGGCUGGUCGCCGUGGCCGAGGGGCACGGGUGGCAGGUGAUUCUGGGCACGGAGGCGCUGAUUUGGCAGGGUCUGGAGCAGGAUAAAUACUGGACUGGCAAGACGACUGCCGAGCUGCCGGUCGCGAAGGUACGGGAAGCAAUCGCGGCACGGGUUGCGAAGCGUUUGGCUUCGAAAUUAUAG
Messenger RNA from Akanthomyces muscarius, 960 nucleotides. RefSeq lists its product as uncharacterized. The record is from RefSeq and is a predicted model, not a curated record. The transcript is spliced from 2 exons. NCBI's taxonomy places the organism in Eukaryota, Fungi, Ascomycota, Sordariomycetes, Hypocreales, Cordycipitaceae. Gene Ontology annotation, biological process: chorismate biosynthetic process; shikimate metabolic process. The coding region runs from base 1 to 960 and encodes 319 amino acids. Gene Ontology annotation, molecular function: shikimate 3-dehydrogenase (NADP+) activity.